AGGGUCCAAAGUGUUCCUAGUUAGGUUAACAUAUAUAAGGAAAAACUCCAAGCCCCAAGGUGUAUGAAGCCAUGUCUCAUGUGUCCGCUCUUCCACUGGCACAUUGAAUGGUUCCUCUCCAAGCACUUCAAAUCCUGCCCUGCACUGAACAUCAAGCCUCUGAACACCUCAACUCAUGCCUCAUAGCCUCAGUCAUUCACUGCUGUGAUCCCUUUCCAACACAGUGUAAGUAGCCCUCUCAUUCCCAUUCCCCAUAACAUGGUACAAUAAAUGUCUUUAUUAAACGCUUUAGGUUAAAAUAAUUAGUCUUUUUGACGACUUUCGAAACACGCUUUUGUCGUCUCCGUGCGUUUACUCACCUAUACCGUGGGUCUCCCAUGAUCCUCAAUUUUUCAAGUCACCAACCUCCACUGGUUCUACCUCCAAGCUAUAAGACUGCUGAACAAGACUUGCUAAAUAGCUAAUGAAAUGGCUUCCCGUACCACCUGUAUUGACCCAUUUCUGCACUAACUCCCUCUCACUGACUCUAUACACACACUGGACUCUACCCACCCACUCAUACUGACACCCCAACACACACAACAUAUGCCCACACAACACGUGUACUGACGCCACACACAUUUACUCACUGUGGCUAUUGUCAAUUAUCUAUCCUUUUGCUUCGUCACUUUAUACCUACCAAUAUGUACAUAUAGCUACCUCAAUUACCUCGUACCCCUGCACAUCAACUCAUUGUUCACUGUGCAUUUAUUCCUUGUGUCACUAUUUCUAUUUUGUUUUAUCUUUAACUCUGGAUUGUUGGAAAAGGCCUGUAAGUAACCAUUUCACUGUUAGUCUACAGCUGUUGUUUAAGAAAAGUACAAAAGUACAGAACAUUUGACAGUUUACAACUGAAUAUCAUCAGUAAACACUGGACCUUAAAGUUAACUUUUAUUGGGCCAGCUCCUUAGAUGUCUCUCCAAGUGUGUGUGUGUGUGUGUGUGUGUUUAUGUGAAUGAGGAACUGUAGAGAGCAAACACUUUUGUGUUGCAAUAAUGGACUCUGUCUCUAUCCAAUACACAAAACAAAAUAAUGAAAACAUAUUUUAACAAAAUCUCAAAAUCUUGGAAUGUAUGAACUAAAAGAUUGAUGAAUUGUUCUUGGUAUGCACACAAUCGGGAGGGAUUACAACAGACAAUGCCUGUGUAAUCAGCUGGAGUCCAGACAGAGCGUCAAGAUCCUUCCCAGAGGGCCACACUGCAAGACCACAGAGGUCAUCGACCUAGAGCCAGAAUGGCUGGACGACGUCCAGAAGAACGGCGAGCUCUUCUACCUGGAACUGAGCGAGGGCGAGGAAGCGGCGGCAUUGGCUCAGGCAGCCGCCAAUCACGGCCUCUCCACCAAUCACGUCCGCUUCAGCGAGAAGGAAGCGGAGAUCAUCAGCGACGAGUCCAGGAAGCUUCCUGAUGGCGCUCCAACCAAAGGAGAGCCCAAGCUAAAAAGACUGGCCAGGAUCCUUAGGAGGAAGCGGCGACCAUCCCAGAGCAGAGGGCCCGACGGAGGAGGCGAAGACUCGUCAUCUCGUCCAGUAUCCAUCUUGAAAAACCAAGCAGGGCAGAGGGUGGGGGUGAUGGUCCAGCAGCUGAAGGAUGUGUUUCUCUACCUGAACCCCAAACGCCUGGGAAGCUGCUCCCCUCCUCCCCCGGAGAGAGGGGGUCUACUGGAGGCCCUUCUGGGGGUGGUGCAUCGCCCCUCCUGGGGCAGGGGCCAGGGAGACCCCGCAGGGAGGAGGGAGGAGAGGAUCACUGUCCAUGGCCUGGUGCCCAACAGCCCGGCCGUCAAGUGUGCACAGAUACUGAUAGGUGACAACCUGGUCGCAGUAGACGAUGUGGAUGUUACCACAGAGAACAUUGAGAGGGUUCUGUCCUGCAUUCCUGGACCUACCCAGGUGAAGCUGACCCUGGAGACAGCCAGUCCAGGAGGACCAGGGGAGGGAGGUGUGGACAUGUCCUCUGCUCCCAGGCUCAGGCCCUCUCCUUCGGUUAGCCAGCUGGUGCGUCUGCUGUGGGGCGAGGACACGGUGGAGCUCCAGAUGUCUAUAGGACACAUCCCGCACAUUGUCAUGUACCUGUCACUCAAACUGGACCCAGACACCCCACUAGAAGAGCAGGAGAUCCUGUACCAGUACCCAGUGUCUGAGGCGUCCAGUCAGCUGAAAGGAGUCCGAGGGAUCUUUCUCACUCUGUCUGACAUGCUGGAGAAUGUCACCGGGGGGCAGAUAGUCAGCUCCUCUCUUCUGCUCAAUAAACAGCUGGUCCAUGUGGGCUACUGGAAGGAGAGCAACAACCUGCUGGUGAUCGCCCUGCCUGCUGAGAGGGUUCCUCUGUUGUAUCUGCAGACGGUAGUGGGAGGCGCAGUGAGGACUCUCAAGGUGAUGCACGGCUCUCUGGACAGUGCAUUCUGCCAGGCGGACCACGCCCCCAGGCUGGACCAUUUCUUCUGCCUGUUCUUCCAGCAGCUCAUCCAGCCUUCCAGGUUGAGUGACAGCUCUGGGGCCACGCCCACUGACCUAUCGGGGACUCUCUUCCUGGACGGACUGCCAGCGGUCCGGUGGCUCCCUCUGCCCCCUGAGAUAAAGAUGGAGGUGGACACUGUUCUCUCAGACUUUGAAUCGUCAGAUUUCGGAGAAAUGUCAGAGGACUUCUAUGGCAUGAGGCGUCUCUACGUGACACUGGGUUCCUGUCUGUUCUACAAGGGCUAUCUGAUAGCGAACCACCUCCCCAAGGAGGACCUGUUUGACGUCUCUCUCUACUGCCAGCACUACUGUCUCCUCCCCCUGGCCUCAGAGCAGCGCGUGGGCCAGCUGGUUGUCUGGAGGGAGGUGUUCCCUCGCCACCACUCACAGAUCCACCAGACCAAGACCAUUAGCAACCACUGUACCACGCCUGGCUACUGCCAGCCCCAGGGACGCUACUUCCUACUCAUAGUGGGACUGAGGCACUUCAUGCAGUGUGUGCUCCUGGAGGCGAGUGGCUGUGCGGCCCCUGCCACGGGGGCCCCAGGGCCCGACUGUGUGUACGUGGACCAGGUCAAGGCUACCCUCCUACAGCUGGAGGAGCUGGACUUAGGGAUGGAGGAACGCCUGGCCGCCCCGCCUGCCCCCUGCCUCUCCUGUGCUGACUGGUUCCUCCCCUCGUUCGUCCGUGACAGGUUAGACACCCUGGCUGCCUCGUCUCCUGUCCUCAGCAAGCUGGCCGGGAGCGUGAAGCCUCCCUCCUCGGACCAGGGAGGAGGAAAGGUGGUGGGCCGGAGCCUGUUUGGACGAGGCGCUCGGAGACCUAGCUCCAAGAGGAGUCAGUCCGACAGCGGGAGCAAGGGACAGUCGGAUGGGGGUGUAGGAAGGCCGACUGGACUCAGUCCGCACUCCACCCCGGACUCGGCCCGGAAGCUGGUCGGCCAGAGAGACUCGCUGGGUUCUGGAGGAUCUGAUGGGAGUCGAGGCAGUGGGAGCAUUUUCAAGAUUCCCAGGAUGAAGCAUCCUAACCCGUUCUACCUGGGCACCCUGAAGAAGAGUCUAACUGAGAGAGAGACAGGGGAGAAGUACAACACUAUGAAGUUGACGUCUGGGGCAGAGAACACUCUGUUCCACUAUGUGCUGAUGGAGAAGGUGCAGGGUAUCUUCAUCGCUCCUACACACAGGGAACUGGCCCAGCUCAGUGGCUCCAUCCACCCUCAGCUAAUUCGCAACUUCCACCACUGCUGCCUGUCCAUACGGGCUGCCUUCCAGCGGAGUCUGCCGCCCAGGGGCAGGCCAGGUACAGACAGACCCCAGGGGACCCAUGGGCUGGGCCCAGUGAAGGAACACGGAGUUCUGUUCCAGUGUAAACCUGAGAACUGGACCGACCAGAGGAAGCCAGCCCCCACCAUGACCUACUGGGUUAUAGGCCGGAUGCUUCUCGAACCCGUCCCUCAGGAAUUCUACGUGUGUUUCCAUGACUCCGUGGCAGAGGUUCCCGUGGAGAUGGCCUUCCGCCUGUCUUUCGGCCUGGCCUUGUGACGAGCUGUCUGCCAACAGUCUCUUAUGAACACCAAACGGAAGAAAACAGACAGACGGGGGAGUACAUAAACUCCAAUAAGAAAAUGCUUGUUCCCGUUUUCUAUCACAAAAUAUUCUGCUACGGUUUUCCCUAAUGAACACAACCCUGGUCUUAAAGGUUUCCCAGUUGACGUCAACGCCUGCUUGCAGUCGGUCGGAGAUAUUCUGGGAUCUAAGACUCCCUCUUGUGCCUUGAUCACGUGACGGCAGGUAACAGGAGACCUCACAGGACCAAGGUUGUUCUGUUAGUCUUGGAUCAGCUCCAGUGGAACAGCAGGACUGCAUCCAGAUAGAAAUGUGUUUUGUGGAACAAACAUGAGGUAAAAGAAAGCGCGUCAGCUCUAUUCAUGACAUUUCUAUCUGUAACAUCCCACUACGCUUGCCUACUAAACAGGUUUUGGGGGCGGCGGGUAGCCUAGUGGUUAGAGCGUUGGGCCAGUAACCGAAAGGUUGCUGGAUUGAAUCCCCGAGCUGACAAGGUAAAAAUCUGUCGUUCUGCCCCUGAACAAAGGCAGUUAACCCACUGUUCCCCUGGUAGGCUGUCAUUGUAAAUAAGAAUUUGUUUUUAACUGACUUGCCUAGUUAAUAAAAAAAUUAAAAUAUACCCUGGGUUUAUCAGAUGCUAUGUUGUGUCCAAAAUGGCUCCCUAUGUAAUGAAUAGAUGAACUAAGAACUGAGUAAUAAUACCUCAGAAAACAUGCUGGAUUUUUUUUAAAGGGUAGAUGUGAGUUUGCAGGGAAAGCAUUGUUCUGCUGUUCUGGCCAUAGCAAGUCUCAUUCUAGUUCUGUGGUUCUGACAUUCCUGUUAGCUAAAGUGUGCCAGACCAAAUAAUAUGGGAAAAGUCUAAACAGCAUUCUUGGGACAUGCCAACUCUUGCGUCACGCCAUUGCGGGUGAAAUGUAAAACGGUAAGGGUUAAGGUUCGGAACAUCCCAAGGAUCCCAAACAGCACUGACCAAAUAUUGACUGUUCUUGCCUGCUAUCCUUUCCACAUUGGCAUGGCAACACAGCCUUAGGUAGAGUUCUAUUCAUGUUGCUGUUUUGGAGCAAGAUAAGUGUUAUGAUAUUUUAUUUAAGAUGUACAGUAUUUUGUAUGGAAAUGUAAUAAUUUGACAAUUAAAAGAAAAACAUA
Molecule: messenger RNA, 5206 nt
Organism: Oncorhynchus gorbuscha (pink salmon)
Lineage: Eukaryota; Metazoa; Chordata; Actinopteri; Salmoniformes; Salmonidae
Product: protein inturned-like
Exons: 18
Coding region: 1145-4036 (963 amino acids)
Biological process (GO): nervous system development; vesicle-mediated transport; establishment of planar polarity
Cellular component (GO): cytoplasm; cilium
Molecular function (GO): protein binding
Source: RefSeq, a predicted model, not a curated record